Molecule: messenger RNA, 1020 nt
Organism: Galdieria sulphuraria
Lineage: Eukaryota; Rhodophyta; Bangiophyceae; Galdieriales; Galdieriaceae
Product: nucleotide-sugar transporter, DMT family
Exons: 4
Coding region: 4-993 (329 amino acids)
Biological process (GO): transmembrane transport
Cellular component (GO): endoplasmic reticulum membrane; Golgi membrane
Molecular function (GO): transmembrane transporter activity
Source: RefSeq, a predicted model, not a curated record
AAAAUGGCUUGUGGGAGUUUUAAAUGGUUCGAGUUGUUCUCCUGUAUUAUUUCUAUUUAUUUCUGUUACUUACUUUAUGGUGUAUUACAAGAGAGACUGUAUAAAACAAACUAUUCUCCGGAUGGCGCACAGUUUGGUUAUAGCCUAUUCUUGUUAUUUGUGCAGUGUCUUUCCCAUACUGUAUUUUCCUUUAUUUGUAUUUUACUUUUUGAAACAACGGGAUGGAACCAAAAAGAACGUCUCUACUCCUUAUUUUAUAGAUAUAGACCGAAAGUGCUGAUCAAGGGUUAUGGUCUGAUUGCAGCUAGUUAUUUACUUGCCAUGUUCUUCUCAAACUACGCACUUCAUUACGUUUCUUAUCCACUUCAGACACUUGGCAAGAGUAGCAAGAUGAUACCCGUUAUGCUCAUGGGAAUAUUGAUACGGAGAAAGAAAUAUUCCUUCUCACAGUAUUUACGUGUUGUUUUGUUAUGUUUCGGAGUUUUUCUGUUUUCUUACCAACAAAAUGUUCCCAAAACAACUUUCAACUCGCAAAUAUUGGGUAUCCUAUUUCUCUUGGCAUCGUUAUUUAUGGAUGGCUUGACGGGUCCUCUUCAAGAGAGAUUGGUUCAAGAUAAACAAAUUAGCACAUAUGAAAUUAUGUUUUACCAAAAUCUAUUUGCUGUAUCCUAUGUUGCUAUAGUCUUGUUCCUAAAUAGAGGAUGGUUAGAAGCUUGUCAAUUUAUUCGUUUCCAUCCUCAAGUUUUGAACGAUAUUGUUAUUUUCUGCUUGACAAGUGCAGUUGGACAAGGUGUUAUUGUCUAUACAAUUUGCAAUUAUUCUGCGCUUGUAUGUGCUACUGUUACAACUACACGAAAAUUUUUAUCAGUUCUAGUGUCUUAUGUAAUAUUUGGACAUAUUCCAUCUAUUUAUCAAUUUUGUGGAGUAUUUUUCGUAUUUGUAUCUAUAUCUUGGGAAAUAUUGGAAAAAUAUCGCUCACAAAAAAUAAAUUAGUUGUGUAGUAAAAAUGGACUCUUUCCU